Molecule: messenger RNA, 2542 nt
Organism: Syzygium oleosum
Lineage: Eukaryota; Viridiplantae; Streptophyta; Magnoliopsida; Myrtales; Myrtaceae
Product: U-box domain-containing protein 33-like
Exons: 7
Coding region: 241-2328 (695 amino acids)
Biological process (GO): protein phosphorylation
Molecular function (GO): ATP binding; protein kinase activity
Source: RefSeq, a predicted model, not a curated record
GCGAUCUCUUUAUAACCCAGCCAUACCCUCCUCAACUGCGACCUCAACACAUGACCUCGUUUGAGGGACUCCCCACUUUACUUAGUUUCCGUUUCUUAGAGAGUUCCCAUGUAUCGCUUUCUGUUCCUCUCUCUCUUGUCUUCUCUCACUAGCGAGCUACCUCCAUUGGAGACACUCCUGAGAUUGUGCGCUUUCUUUUCUUGUUAAGAGUCGUCAUCGUCGUACUUGACUCGUGCCGAUAUGGCCGUGGUUAAUCACAUACCCACACUUCCUGGGUUCAGAAUCCCAGCGAUCAUGCCGUGCUUUCACGGGGUCGCACCUGAAUUGACAACGCCAGCGUUCGAAGACAAGAUUUAUGUCGCGCCUGGGAAGGAUGUGAAAGAGGGCAAAGUGAAGCUUGUUUGGACAGUGCAUCGAUCAGGAGGCCACGUCAAGAUCUGUAUCAUUCAUGUUCUAGUUCCUUCACAGACGAUCCCCAUGAGAGGCCUGGGUGCCCAAAUCCCCGCGAGCUCGGCGAACGAGAUAAUGUUGAAAGAACACAGAGAAAAAGAGAGGAUAAACAUGCAUAAACUCUUGGAUACCUACGUGCGCGUUUGUGAAAAAAUGGGGGUACAGGCAGAGAAAGAGUACAUAGAGUCAAAAAGUGUUGAAACGGGCAUUGUAGAGCUCAUUCGUUUGCAUGGGAUAAAAAAGCUUGUAAUGGGUGCAGCAGCAGACAAGCGCUAUUUCAGUAAGAUGACAGAAAUCAAGUCCAAGAAAGCCAUCUUCGUUCACAAUGAAGCACACAUCUCUUGCCAAAUUCGGUUUAUCUGCAAUGGGCACCUCAUUCACACAAGGGAAGCUAGGACGGUUCAAGCUGUUGCAGAAGUUCCUACUGGUGCGCCAUUGCCAACGACUCGAACCCAUGGAACCGAAAGGUCGAUUCUCUCGCAAUCACGAUCCAACGCACUCCAGAGUGGUACGGCAAAUUUGAGCAAUCCAAUACAAGACUUUUUCAGAAGACCAUUCUCUUCCAACGUGGACCGACGUGCAGUGAUGCCAACAACUUCUCCUUGCCCAGAUAGCACUCCUUCAGUGCAGCCUAAUGUGGUGAGCAUGCUGGAGAGGCCAGACAAUUUCCAGGAACCUGAACCGGUUUCAACGAGUCUUUCCCAUCGGCCACAGUUGAUUCAGUCAGUCUAUCAUACCGGCGAGUCAUCACUUUCCAACACUCUGCAGAAGUAUCCAUUAUGUGCUGAGAAAUUGGAGGAAGAACUUGAGAAGAUGAAGGAUCAGCUAUACAAAGUGAUGGAAGAACCUCACACAGCCCAGGAGCAGAAAUUGCGACUCGAUAGCCAAUUCGCAGAGACCUACCAGAGCAGAAAGGAAUCGGAGCUAUUGCAGACAGACCACGACAAAGCGCGCCAAAAGACCAAGGAAAUGAGCAGAAGACAAGGAGAUUUCUCGGGCACAAAGUACUUUUCCGAGUUCUCUAUGACCGAAAUCAAGGAGGCUGCACAAAACUUCGACCCGUCCAUGAAAAUCGGAGAAGGCAGUUGCGGGAGCGUGUAUAAAGGUUUCCUUCGACAUACGCCGGUGGCUAUAAAGAAGAUGAAGUUUUGUAGCUUGCAAGGUGCACAACAAUUUCAACAGGAAGUGGAUGUGUUGAGCAGGGUGAGGCAUCCUAAUCUCAUCACGCUCAUCGGCGCUUGUCCCGAGCCCUGGACUCUUGUUUAUGAGUAUUUCCCGAACGGAAGCCUCGAAGACUGGCUCAACAGCAGUAACAGAGCAGAGCAGCUGUCGUGGCGAGCCCGGAUACGCAUUGCCACGGAGCUGUGUUCCGUCCUGGCCUUCCUCCACUCUUGGAAGCCUUACAGCAUCAUCCACGGGGAUGUCAAACCGGGGAACAUUCUUCUGGACACGCACCUCGGGAGCAAGCUCAGCGAUUUUGGCAUCUGCCGAUUUCUGUCCAGUGGUGAGCGGUCAAGCAACAACACCACAGUCCUGUACACAACCGACCUGAGUGGGACGCCCGGGUACAUGGACCCCGAGUUCCUCGUCACACAAGAGCUCACAACAAAGUUCGAUGUCUACUCUUUCGGAAUUAUACUGCUGCAGUUGUUGACAAGGAGGCCCGCCUUCAGAAUAGCGAAGGAAGUGCAAAGGGCAAUUAGCGCAGGGACUUUGGAGGCCAUCUUGGAUCCAUUGGCUGGAGAGUGGCCCUAUAUGCUGGCCAAGGAAUUGACUCAUUUGGGUUUGAGGUGCUGCGAGAUGAGCAGGAGAAAUAGGCCUGAUCUCCGGUCAGACGUUUGGAUGGUGCUCCAAUCUAUCGGAGCUUCCUGUCGAUAAACCUAGACUUCCAAAUACAUGUUGUCUAUGUGUGCUUUGAACUUCAAUUAAAGUUGACUUCACCGGUCAUGCCUGGCAGUCGUCGGCGAGUACUGGCCAGUUUGUGUAUAUGAACAUAGAUUUUUUGCUACAUCAUGUGUUAAGCUAUCUUGUUGAAAGUUUUUCCUGCGUGUACCCACCAUUGCUCUUAUGAAUAGAUCUCCUUUUGCAUUAA